This is a messenger RNA of Branchiostoma belcheri (Belcher's lancelet), 1587 nucleotides long. Its product is annotated as kelch-like protein 42. Lineage: Eukaryota; Metazoa; Chordata; Leptocardii; Amphioxiformes; Branchiostomatidae. The coding region runs from base 110 to 1543 and encodes 477 amino acids. The record is from RefSeq and is a predicted model, not a curated record. Gene Ontology annotation, molecular function: protein binding. The transcript is spliced from 2 exons.
GAUGUCAUUGAAGCAAACCAAAUUUACCUAAGAAAACUACGAAGCUCUUAAGAAUCGCUUCAACGAAGAUCUGACGUUUUUUGUUUUCGAGGAAAAGUCUUACGUCGGCAUGGCGACAAAGUCCCAAAGGUACUUGCGCAGGCGCGGAAGCAACGAAGUCACGUACGGGCACGUCGUUCACGGUGACCCUGACCUUGAGGUCAAGGUCGAAUCACGCACCUUCCGCGUGCACAAGGUCGUCCUCAUUCAUACCUGUGGCUACUUCGACGCCAUGUUGGAGUGCGGCAUGAGAGAGAGCCUCGAAAACUACGUCGAUCUUCAGGGCUUCGACGCCGACGCUUUUGAAAUCAUUCUAGACUUUCUCUACUCCCCCGAGCCAGUCAUUAUAGACGAGAAUUUAGACUACAUUCUAGAGUUGGCUAACUUCCUCCAAGUCCACCCAUUGCUACAGUAUAUGAAGGGAAAGGUGAAUAAGGGAAACUGCAUACACCUGUACAUCCUUGCCGACGCUUACAAUGCCAUAGAGCUCAAGGAAGUGGCGGGAGACAUCAUCAGUAGAAACUAUUACAAGUUCCUGCGCACUGAGGACUUCAAGCGGCUGCUACCGGAACAGCAGGAAGAGGUACUGCGGGAGAGAUUUAAACAUCGGAAGUAUCUUGGAGCCGUCAACAACGGAUACGUGUUCUGGCCAGAGCCAGGGCCUAGAGAGCUUAUGAAGUACGACGAGAAUAAGGAUAGCUGGAGCACGUUUGCCUGUAAACCUGACGACAUCCCCAGUCGAGGUUUCUCCGUGGCCACUAUACACAACUACAUCUACAUCGCAGGCGGGCACGGCAAGCCUCGCUCCGGGCAUGCUUCAGGUCUGGGGGACCCUCAAAUCACCGUCUACACCUACAACCCACUCACUGCUGAAUGGGCCGAAGUGUGCUCCAUGGGCGAGGCUAGGGCUUUCUUCGGCUUCGUCGAAUACAAGGGACGACUUUACGCCAUCGGUGGCUUCCACUUUGACUACGGAGUACAGAGUGUAGAGCGUUACGACCCUUUGCAGGACAAGUGGACGUUUCUAGAACCGCUCCCUAACUUUGCGACCGACUACGGGAUGGCGGUGGUCUGUAAAGACGAGAUCUACAUCAGUUCUGAGGACUUUGACACGUCCACGUUCUCUCUGUUAAAAUACAGCCCGGUGUGGGACGAGUGGGAGGUUGUGUCAGAGUUACCUAGGGAACGAGACCGUCAUUGCAUGGCCUGCGUGAAUGACGUAGUCUACAUCUUAGGUGGGCACGUUCCCGGAGUAGACUGCUACGACGUCAGCACGAAGCAGUGGUUCAUGCUUGAAGAACAUCCAGCGACUGAAUCCAUCUCUUACGACAAAGGAUGCGGGGUCAAAGACGGAGUUAUCUAUGUCUUAAACCAUGAGGACACCGCCAGUUACAUAACUGACACAGAGACAUGGGUCCAGGGCCUGACGCCCUUUCCCGGCGGGUUCUAUCUAUCCACCGCUUUUGAAGUUUACUUGCCGGAGACGGACAGCGCUUGCAAAUAAGAUAUUUACUUUCCUAAACAGCAAUUUUGAAUGAAGGUAUCAGU